GCUUACUAUUGUGUGGCGUCGCGCGACAAGGUGUACGGUCGAGAUAUAGUCGAGGCGCAUUACCGUGCCUGCUUAUACGCCGGCAUCAGCAUUUCCGGCACCAAUGCAGAGGUUAUGCCAGGACAGUGGGAAUUUCAAGUGGGUCCAGUCGAAGGAAUAGCGAUGGGAGACCAGCUGUGGAUGGCGCGAUUCCUUCUUCAUAGGGUGGCCGAAGAGUUUGGUGUGGUCGCCUCGUUAGACCCGAAACCAAUCAAAGGUGAGUGG
Messenger RNA from Ostertagia ostertagi, 264 nucleotides. The record is from the annotation of a GenBank genome assembly. NCBI's taxonomy places the organism in Eukaryota, Metazoa, Nematoda, Chromadorea, Rhabditida, Trichostrongylidae.